AAGAAAAGCAUCCAUCAUUAAAAUUGGUAAAUUCGGAGUAGUCCAACGUCGGACGACCGUGCGAGCGAGCGAGGGAGGAGAGAGAGUCGUCAUCUCUCCCUCUCGUACUGCUCAAUUUCGUGUCGGAAGAACUCUGGGGUCGCGUCCUCCCUUCAUCUCCAGGUUCUUUUUGUUCAAUUCAGUCUCUUUGAGCUACAUCUUUUUCCAUGGCUGAAAAUUCUGGUGGCACCGAGCCUCUGUUGCUUCGCAUCCAGCAGCUCGAGCGCGAGCGUGAUGAGUUACGUAAAGAUAUCGAGCAACUAUGUAUGCAGCAAGCAGGGCCUGGCUAUCUUGUUGUGGCUACUAAAAUGCAUUUUCAGAGGACAGCUAGCUUGGAGCAGGAGAUCGAGACUUUGAAAAAGAACCUAGCGUUAUGCACAAGAGAAAAUAUAAAUCUUCAAGAGGAGCUUUCAGAGGCAUACAGAAUCAAGAGCCAGCUGGCAGACUUACAUAGUGCAGAAGUCACAAAGAACCUGGAAGCUGAGAAGCAGCUAAAGUUUUUUCAAGGCUGUGUUGCUGCUGCUUUUGCUGAACGGGAUCACUCAAUAAUGGAGGCAGAGAAGGCUAAGGAAAAAGAAGAGACCAUGUUACAGAAAUUAAAUGAUGUUGAGAAGAGGAUGCAAGAGCUUACAUUGGAUUCUCUUGAACAGAAGAAACUUAUUAAUAAAUUGCAAAGUGAGCUAGCUAAGCAAGAAGAAAAUAAUGACAUGUUUAAGAAGGUUGUCGAUAUGUUUUAUGAGAUUAGACAGCGAUCUUAUCUGGAUUUUGAGGACAUGACUUGGGACCAAAAGUGCAUCCGCCUCUUAAAUGAUCCUCCAGAAAUGUGGACUUACAAUGACACGUCCACAUCUAAAUACAUCAGUGCCUUAGAAGAAGAAUUGCGGUUGGUGAGGAACUCUGUGGAUGAUCUUCAGAAUAAGUUCCGGGUGGGAUUGGAGAUUGAAAAUCAUUUGAAGAAGAAAGUUCGCGAGUUGGAGAAAAAGAGAGUAGGUUUGGAAAAAAUGGUAAGAAAUGUAAUAGUGGGAUUGCAUCAGCAGUAUUCUCUUCACAGAAUCCAUAUCAAGCAUAUACUCGAGGAGGAAAAUUCCCGUAUGAAAGCUACGGUGAAUGUGAUAAAAGAAAGAUUGAGCGAGUUCAAUCAGAGGAAGCUAGAAGGACAGCCAGUAAGUUUUGUGAAGCUUGAAGAAUAUGGAUGUCCAGAUAUACAUCCAAAAACUGAUGCUGCCUUCCCUGCGGUCUCUGAGGAGAGUGCUACUGGCUUCCCAGACAGUGGAGCUGAUAGAAAGAUUGAUGCAUCUGAUGCCCUUGCACAGGCAUUGCAAGAAAAGGUUUCUGCCCUAUUGCUUCUAUCGCAACAGGAAGAGAGGCAUUUACUGGAGAGAAAUGUUAAUGCUGCUCUGCUGAAGAGGAGUGAGGAACUUCAGAGAAAUCUAAUACAGGUUACAAAUGAGAAGGUGAAAGCUCUCAUGGAGUUGGCACAACUAAGGCAGGAUUAUCAAUUACUAAAAGAGAAAAUGGGCUCGGAGACAAGACAAGGAAGAGUUUUGGCUUCCACUGGAGAAAAAAGACUUGCUGCUAAUGAACAAGAUGGAAAAUUGAGGAAUCUUCUUAAGAGAACAUAUCUGAAGCAUUGGAUAACCCCAGGACAUGUUGGUGGUGCAGUAGAAGCACACCCUUCUAGUGAUGGUAGUAUAUCUGGCAGAAAAUCCAGCUACAGUAUGGACAUUGCCAGAAUGAGAAUCGAAAAUGCAACCCUGAAAGAGAGCAUGGAUAGCAUGGAGCAUAUAACUUCUUCAAUCCACAGGCUUCGUCUCGCACUUCUGCAGGCCAAAGCAUCAGUUGGAAUCUCAGAAGCUCUAGAAGAUGUUAUUUCCGAGGCAAAGCUUGUGAAGACUGCUCUCGGCAGCUGCCUCCCUGUUAGUUGGUCAGCUGGGAUGGAUGAGGAAUCUUCUCUAGAUAGUGUCAGCAGUGAUUCUGGUGAUUUAUUUGGCGAUCCUGGUGGGGAAAAAGUUGAUUCUGUUUCUGCAGCCGGAUAUGAGAUGGUGGAGCUCUUGAUACUCGCAGCUCAAACAUUGAAGGAUACAGCCGCUAAAACAGAGCCUGGAGUACCAGCUGCUUGAAGAGCUUGGAUCAAAAGUGGUUGCCUAACAAAGUAUUCUUUUAUUCUGUUGGAUGGCCUGAGAAAUGAUGGGAAAUCGCAAGAACCUUGCAUAAAUAUUACCAAGCAGACACAUGGGAAUUACACUGGGACUGGGAGUGGGUAAUGGAGAAGUCUGUUCCGUGUUGCAUGUUCAUUGUACCAGUGCUAUUCGUUUUCAGGUGCUGACCAAACAAAACCCUCUUCUUUGGGUUUAGAAAACUAGUCCCAUACGUGUACAUAAUUAUUGCACUCUCCUUUAAUAAGAUGUAGUGUGUUAUUCUGGUGGAAGUUAGUUUUCCGAAGUAAUGAAUCUUAGCCAUUCUAUUUGCUCCAUAUAUUAAAUUGGUAUCGGAAUAUCCUUCUCCUGCUGCAA
Messenger RNA from Rhodamnia argentea, 2552 nucleotides. RefSeq names its product ciliary rootlet coiled-coil protein 2. NCBI's taxonomy places the organism in Eukaryota, Viridiplantae, Streptophyta, Magnoliopsida, Myrtales, Myrtaceae. Bases 207 to 2159 code for a protein of 650 amino acids. The transcript is spliced from 18 exons. The record is from RefSeq and is a predicted model, not a curated record.